This is a messenger RNA of Penicillium macrosclerotiorum, 1413 nucleotides long. RefSeq lists its product as uncharacterized. The transcript is spliced from 2 exons. The record is from RefSeq and is a predicted model, not a curated record. Bases 1 to 1413 code for a protein of 470 amino acids. Lineage: Eukaryota; Fungi; Ascomycota; Eurotiomycetes; Eurotiales; Aspergillaceae.
AUGGAUGGAUUCAAACCGGCAUUGUACGCCCUGAAGAUUCUAAGCCUCGCUGGGCUUGUACAGUCUAGUGAAAGCUUUCCAGCCCCUUUCGCAGAUGCUCAUGCUGAGCUCAAGGUUGACGAUGGAGUCACAUUCGACCCGCUUGGCGUUGCCGCGAUUCUAUACAACCCGCGCGCCGAUCGAAGCACCGCGAGACUCUAUACGCAGUAUGAUAGGAGUCUUUUUACCUGGCCACACAUGACCAUGAUCGGGGGAACUCUUCCACCAAUGCAAAUGCUUGUCGAGCGGCUCACGGCGCCGUUCAAAUGGAUCCAUCCAGCGAUCAAAAUGUGCACCAAAGAUACCACGAUGCUUCCCAUUCGAUCGGAUCAAUACCUGGCUGAGCGACAUAAUCUUUUUGAGCCCUCCUCGCACCCGGGUAACGACUUUGCCAUCGUUUAUGUUGAUGCCAUGCAUAACUCGACUAAAAAGCCCGGGGAUCCGGCGAGCAACGAUGAACACGAAUUUAUCCGCUCCCAUAUAGGCAGCAUUCGCUGGCGAGCGGGUAAAUGGACAUUGAACCUCCUUUGCCUGAUUAACGGCUUAUCAGUCGUUGCGGGAAUGAUUUUUGGAAUUCUCGUGGCUGAUAUUUGGGCUUUCACGCUUUUCUUGCUAUACAGCUGCCACUGGGGAGCAUCGGUGGGAAUUUCUUUGACGCCAAUGGUCACAGAGCACAUCCCUGCUCGUAUCGACCCGAACUCUAAUGAUCGCUUUGCCGUCUACGAGCGAGAAGAAGGCGGAACCGUCAUUUUUAAGGGCGCGCAGAGUACACUGGAGACAUGGGCGCGUUCAACGUGGGAAUACAACCCCACCCGAGGCAAGGACAGUCUUCACUGGCUUUGGAUUAUCACUGGAACUCUUUCUGCUAUUGCCUCGGUUGCAUGUAUGGUUAACAUGCAUGGUUCCAUGCAGCUUGCCUUCUUGGGGAUUCUCGUCUUUGCAACAGUGGCCGAAAUUGGAGCCACUCGAAUUGCACGAAUCUUGCAGACCAAAGCCCGCGGCCCGAUCCCCAAGGCCUUUGUUCGAGGAAACUCCACCCGCUCUAUGGCUAUCAUCAGGGCCACUGUUGGUGUCGAUCAAAAAUGUCGUUUGACGGGCUUGGACUGGAUCUCUAUGGGGCUCCUUCCGGACAUGCCAGUGUUUCAAGAGAUGCAGGUUCUUCUUAAGGACAUCGGCGAGAUUGACGGAGAUCGCAAAGGUGAAAUGCCACCGUUAGUGGGCGACUCGCGCGAUGCCGCGAUUCAAUCCAAAUGCUCGGAGUUCCUUCGCAGUGUGGAUGACAAGGAUCACAAUCGCUUAGGACUAGGCAAACGAAUACUGAAAGAAGUAUACGAAACACUGAAAUUAGAUUAUGAACUACUGCCAGAGCUUUGA